Acanthopagrus latus (yellowfin seabream) is the source of this 5978-nucleotide messenger RNA. It is a transcript of the gene fndc7a, whose product is annotated as fibronectin type III domain containing 7a. The coding region runs from base 2761 to 5220 and encodes 819 amino acids. The record is from RefSeq and is a predicted model, not a curated record. Lineage: Eukaryota; Metazoa; Chordata; Actinopteri; Spariformes; Sparidae. Gene Ontology annotation, molecular function: protein binding. The transcript is spliced from 15 exons.
GAAAUGUGUGUAAACUAUGGCUACAACUACUAAUUGUUGUCAUUGUCCACAAUUCUGCUGAUAUUUCAUGAUAUAUUGAUGAACUGUUUAGUCCAUUGAAUGCCAAAAAAAAGUGAGAAAAUACUUUGUCAAUAUUUCCCAGAGCCCAAAGUGCAGUAAUAUAAUUGUUGCCCCCCCCCAUAAAAAACAUUCCAGGGGCGACUCUGCCAAAGUUACACCGUCAGAUCGCUUCUUCUUUGCAAAGUUCAAAUACUCUUAAUUUCCUAUCACAUAUGACAAAGCAGAUCCUUCCAUUUAAGAAGCUAGAACCAGCUUAUUAGAAUGAACAGACGAUUAAUCGUUUGUAAAACUAGUCACGAUUGAUUUUCCUGAGAUUAACUAAUCGAUUAAUUGACUGAUUCAUCGCAGCUCUAGUGUGAAAUGUGACCAAAAUAAUAUCUUAAAUGAUCUAUAAUGGGCAAACUCACUGUCUGACAUGAGUUUUUUCAACAUAAGGCCGAGAUCACAUCAAUACAGUUCAAUACUUCACUCAGACCAUCAUUUAUUUGUCAUCGGUAAUGUUUGUGGCACUGAAAGCUCAAAAGGAGGGAAAUGAUCCAGAUGUGCCCUUCAGUUAGUGGCUGCCAUCAGUCACUCAGCAGUAAAUCAAUAAACAUAAACUUUAUCUUUACACAACGCUCCAUGUCAGUGUCAUCUAAUCCUUUUGUUUUCAUUUUCAUUCCACUUGCCUCCAAACCAUCAGCUAUCAGAUACACUCCGGCAGCCACGGGGCGAGGAGAUGAAGUGUAAUCAAAUAAAAACUAGGUCAGAUUGUUAAUAUUACAUUUCAGGAUACGCCUCAUCUAACUUGUCUGAACCUGGAGAUGAAAAUCAUUCUCAAAACAAUUCUAAGUAUCAUUUACUGCGUACUGAAGUAUCCUAUAAACACUUAAACUGGUGAUUUGGGAAAGCUGACACUGUCGCUCUUUGUUCCUUAAACACUUUGAAAGCAGUGAUUGUCUCCUGCGUGUGAAGUUCAGUUGGAUCAGCUCUCUGCUGUUGCCCUUUAUGCACAAUAGUGUUUGUCCACAGCCGAACCUCAGGUAUCCUCCCAGCCCAUCUUCAUAAUACACACCUGACGUAGAUGCUCGGCCACCAGGGAAAAGAAAAGAUAUUAUCGCUGUCGUUCCCUCGGUUGACCCUGAAGCAGAAAGGUGGCAGGGUCCGCCACAUAUAAAUCCAGUGUGUUCAUCCAGUCGUGAAAACAAAGAACGUUUGUUUAUUUAGUUUGUUUUGGCAAAAAACAAUCAGCCAAUGAAGAUCUUUAGAAUUACUUCCUUAAAUCUACAUACUGCACCUUUAACAACAGACAAUAACUAACGAAUGUGCUGAUUAGCCGACCCAAAAAUAUAUGACCAAAGGCCCAAAGUAAGGUUGUUUAUGGGCAACACCCAGCUCAGCUCCCGGUCCAAUAGGUCCGGGGCUGUUUGACUAUGAGUAUAUCUACACUAUUAAAUGUAUUCAUCUUUUCUUAUUAACUUAAAAUAAAUAUAAAUUGUAUUUAUUUCAAGUUAAUUCAAAUGAAAUUGUAUUUUUUUUAUGCUCAGACCACUUUAGAAACACAAGAAAUUAGAUUUUUUAAAGAAAAGAUAAUUAACACAUUAGUAAACAUCUUGAAUAUGUGACAUUUUGAGAUAAGUCAUGGUUGUUUACUUGUAAAAUAAUAUAAAUAAUGCUCAUGAUGAAUGUUAAUAUUAAAUUCAGUCUUUACCUCCUCGCACUUUUAUCGGAUUUACUGGGAGUGGUUUCGUUUCUGCUCCAAUGCUGAAACAAAGCAGCUCUGGUAACGGAGUUGAGUGAACUAGAUAUUUUAGGUCGACUGAACUGUUGAUUUCAGCUCCAGAUCUCCAGCUGAAAGGAAGUGAAAGAUUGUGUUGAUUCAACAAGAGAAUUAUAUGUGAACUGAACUGCACGAUUGAAGCACAACUGAAUUAAUAUCUUCUUUAUAUGGCUAGAAAAGUUUAUUUGUUUCAUUAAAUCAACUUGUCUUGUCAUAUUCAGUCAACUUAAGAUUUUUAAGUUAAAGCAACAAAUUAUAUAAAUAUCAAAUCAUGAAUCAUAACAAAGCUUUAGGUGUUGUUAUUCGCUUCCUGCACGACGACAUGAUUCACUGCUUUACAAAGAAAGGUUUCAACUUUCCCUGAGUUAUCACGGGCGUGGACACCAGCAGAAAUCAAAUAUUGUUGACCCAAGUUAUAAAACAUCUUUCCAUAAAAGCGACAGAAGUGGGUCAUCACUUGUCUAAAGUUAUCUUCUUAUAUUAUAAGUAAGACGGCUGCAUCUUUCUCAACUGGGAUGUUAACAAGGUUUCUUUGAAUGUAACAACAUUCAGACGACGAGACAGGAAACAGUUUGCAUCAUUAGUGUGUUUUUUAAGACGUGGAUGUAAAAGCAAAAAGUUUAAAAAGAAGUCUGCAACACAAUUGCCUUAUCGGCGUCCUCAUCUCAGGAAGGUGAGCUUCCUCGCCUCGCCCUGAUAGGACACCCAAACAGCCCCGAGGAGGAGGAGUCACAGCCUCUGGGCUCUUUGGUAUUUUGCUGAAACAAUAAUGAACCUGUCGUUUCAUCUGAGGAAGAAAGAGAGGGAGGGAGGGAGAGAGAGUGAUAGAGAGAGAAGGGAGGAAAAAAGAAAAGACAAAUUUAAGCCUGAGCUUCUUCCCCUGAAGUCAUAUUUGAGAAACCGCAUCACACAUCUCGCCUCCAGGCAAGGAAGAAGACGACAUGGGAGGAACACAAUUUAAGAUGCUGAAACUUUUGCUUUUAUUGACCUUCACUGAGAUCUGUGCUGCUGAAAAUGACAUCUCUCUGUCAGUGUUCGCGGUUACAUCUAAAAGCAUGACGGUGCAGUGGAGCGACCACACCGGUGCCAGCUCCUACAAGAUCACAGCAACACCCAAGAACUCUCCGGAACGACCCGUCUUCGCCCAUUUCGGUGGCAACGUCGUGAUGGGCUCAGUCAACUCCCUGUCGCCCAACACGGUGUACACCAUGCAGCUAGAUGCCAUGGACAAUGCGUUGAAUGUCCUCAGCAGAGCAGAGACGGAGGAGACAACAGCCCCGGACGUCCCCAGCAUCGAAAAGGCUUACUCCAAACUCAGCAACAGCAUCACCGUGGAGUUCACAGAGGUUUCCGGGGCAACCAGCUACAUCCUGAGGGCACAGUCGGUGAGCGGGAGUUUCUUCUCUGAGACCAUGGUGAGGGGCUCCCCGGGCACGGUGGUUCAGCUCGAGCCCUACACAGACUACAGGCUGAGCGUCAUGUCCGUCAACACCGGGGGGAGGAGCCAGCCCUCGUUCCCCGUCCAGGCCAGGACAGUGGUGACGCCGCCCGAGUUGAACGCCACCUCCCCGGCCAACAACACCAUCCUCGUGACCUGGCCCCCGGUGGAGCACGCCGUCCUCUACACGCUCUGCAUCAUCAGGGAGGGCUCCAGCUCACGCCACAAGGUGAACACCAGUGACACCAUGGUGACCUUUGAUGACCUCCAGCCAGGCACCACCUACUGUAUCAAGGGCACAGCCUGGGACUCCGAGGGCCGAGCUGGAGACGACCUCACUGUCUGCAUGAUCACACGACCUCCAAGUCCAGAUGUGACCUACAUCCAGUUGUCUCCGGGUCGGUCUCUUGCUCUGUCUGUAUACUGGGGGCCAGUGCAAGGGGCCGACAGCUACGUCGCCUGGACUAGCAACGGCCAGAACUGUAGUUCAACAGGUCAAAGUUACUGCUUUAUCUCACCUGUGGAGUGUGGCCAGAACCUCUCCAUCGCUGUGACGGCCUACAACAGGGCCGGCCCCAGCAGCCCCUCCGACCCAGAAGACUACAUCACAUAUCCAUGUCCGCCAGAGAACAUCUGGGUGACGGAGCCCAGCGCAGGCAACUGCUCGGUAGUGUGGGACGAGGUGCCACUGGUGGAGUACUACACGGCUUUCAUCAAGAGGGACGAUGGGAUGGAGGACUCCUGCAACACCACUGAAACCACAUGCCCAUUCUUCUGCAUGUGCGGCUACACCUACCUCACCACUGUCUUCCCCUACAACCAGGCCGGCUCCAGCCCAACAGCCCACGUCCGCAACUACACCACCAUUCCUUGUUGCCCACAGGACGUGUCCAUAAACCUGGUGUCUACAGAGACCCUGGAGAUCAUGUGGUCACCGGUCAAAGGGGCCGAGCUGUAUGAGACAACAGCAGCUCAGACUGAUGAUGUCAUCCACUGUAACGACACGGCGCCGGUGUGCGCGCUGUCGGAUCUGAUGUGCGACACGGCCUACUCUGUGACCGUAACGCCGUGCAGCGACUUACGGGGAUGCAACCGCACCUGCAAGGCACACACACACAAGACAGCUCCAUGUGCUCCAGACAUCCUGAAUAUGACGCAGGUCAGCAACUCCACAUACAGAGUCCUCUUCACCACCCCCAACAGCCCCAACACAAAUUAUACCAUCAAGGCCACUGGGCGCCUCGACACACACACUUGCCAUUCGAGAAACAGCUCCUGUGAACUCACGCAGCUGCCCUGCGGUUCGACCUACGAGGUCAUUGCAGUGGCGACUACAACUGUGGGGAGAAGUCUGCCCGGGUACAGUAAAACUUUGGAAACAGGUCCCUGCUGCCCCGUGUCGGUGCAUGUGGCCCAGGUCACCCAGGCCAUGACUAACGUGACCUGGUCAGCUAGCAGGGGUGCCCGCUCCUACAUCACCACCCUCAUGUCCUCGCACGGACAUGCCAAGUGCCACACCCUGGACACCCACUGCCUGAUGGGAUGCAUCACCUGUGGCACCAACUACAGCGUCAACCUGGAGGCCAUCAGCAGCACAGGACACAUGUCGGAGUGCAAAUAUCGUGGAUUCUCAUCCAGUCCCUGCUGUCCAACAAGCAUCAAGCUCUACCGCAGGGCCAACAACACCCUCAGGGUGUACUGGCGCUCUUUGGGCCCUCAGAUCCACAACCACACCGUAGAUCUAUAUGGGACGGGGGCCAAUUACACCUGUAACACAGCUGCCGGCAGCCAAUCAUGUGACAUCGAGGAGGGAAAAUGUGGGGACGUCUACCGAGUGGUGGUGGCACCAGUGGGUCAGGAUGGGAUCAAAGUGAGCUUCUGUCAACCCAGGACAUACUCAGUUCACUGCCUUGGUAGUAACGCUGGCAUGGUAAUCCAUCGUGGAAGACGAAGUUUGAAUUAAGUGCGGAAACAUCCUCCAUCACCACCACCACCACCACACAAUAUGGACCAAAAAGUGUGCUAACACCAACGGCAACUGCGAAGAAUACACCCAGAUGAAAUAUCACUCUUGUUUAGGAAUGUCACUGAUUUGUUAUUGCUGUUUCUACAAACUGUUUCCGCCAAUGAAAUAUUAAAAAAAAAACAAAACACUGAAAUAUCAAACUUAAAUAGUGUAAUGGAUAAAAGAGGGCUUUUAAAUAAACAACUGUUGUAUUCAUCCAAUGUAUUUGAAAAAUAUUCUUCUAUUCUCUAGGAAAUAUUUCUCUUUAGCCUGCAUGAUAUUUUACUCCCUGCUCUGCAGUUUGUUGUGUUUGAUGAAUCCAGUUGCCUUUUUGAUGUAACCACAACAUGUAAUAACAUCUUGUAAGGAGGAAAUUAUGGCAGGAAUUGAAACUCUACAGUGACACCUCCAAACAAGAGCGUAUUAUAGUCAGUCAAAGACAAAAUCUUUUUUAGGACUUCCCCAAGUAGAGGACCUCCAUAUGGCAGCUGCACUGUAUGAUGUGUCCGGGUUGUAAAGACGGUUGGUGACCCAGAAAAAGGGUUAAAAGUGGGGCAGCAGGUAUCCAUCACGUUAGCCCGAAGUCAUGCAUGGCGAGUCCUGUGGAUGAUACGUCUGAUCAGAUUGCUGGAGAUAGAUUCAAUGUGAACUCUGCUCUCGUUGGAUUAUGUUUUUUCUCUCAGUUGACAGACGACAACAAUAAUAAAACUCAUCGU